AUGUCAGGAGAAUUUAACGGCGUUCAAGCCAUAAUUCUGAAUGAUUUUGAAGAGUUAUUUGAACAAGUUAUAGAAUCAUUAAACUUUAUAUCUGAGUGGAAAGAUGUUGAGACUUCUUCGCAUGCCAGUAAUCUGUGUAGUGCUAUAUUAGAAGGGGGAUUUAUUAUUUCUAUGCUUAUAGUAGCUAAAUGCUUUAGUGUUGGUCUUCCUUUAUCGAAACAUCUUCAGCGGGUUAGUAUUGACCUUGGCGAAGCGAUCCAAUUAGCGGAGGAUACAAUAAAAGAACUUGAAGAUUUUCGAAAAAAUGCUGAUUCUAUUUUCCAAGACAUUUUUGAAAAUGCUGUUUCUCUUGGUAAUAAAUUUGGUAUUACUAUAAGUAUCCCUAGAACUACGAAAAGACAAGCAAACCGUGUAAAUGUUGAAACUGAUUCAAUUGAAGUAUAUUAUAGAAUCGCUAUAUUUAUACCUUAUAUUGAAACAUUUAUUGAGCAAUUGAAAGUUCGAUUUACCAGCCAUAAAGCUAUUUUAGUUAAUUUUAAUUCACUCAUAAGUCUUAAUACGGAUGAAAACCAUUUUUUGUCAUUAACUGAAACAUACAUGGAAGAUCUUUCUUCGUCCUCCAAGACAGUAUUAUUAUCGGAGUAUAAUUUGUGGCAAAGACGACUGAGAAAUUUAGAAACUUCUAACUAUAGAAACGCAAUGGAAGCUUUGUCUGUAUGUAAUCCAGAAAUAUACCCAAAUAUAUUUAAAUUGUUAACAAUUUUUGCGACACUCCCAGUUUCAACUGCACAGAACGAAAGAUCAUUUUCAUCACUUAAAAAGAUAAAGACUUAUUUACGUAAUAGUGUAAUACUAUGGGCCAAGAACAUUGAAAGUAAGCAAGUAUUGGACGAAUUGGCUGUAAAAAAAAGACGUCUACCUUUAAUACUGUGGGGUUAA
Macrosiphum euphorbiae (potato aphid) is the source of this 939-nucleotide messenger RNA. The record is from the annotation of a GenBank genome assembly. NCBI's taxonomy places the organism in Eukaryota, Metazoa, Arthropoda, Insecta, Hemiptera, Aphididae.